Messenger RNA from Mollisia scopiformis, 1732 nucleotides. Its product is annotated as cytochrome P450. The transcript is spliced from 5 exons. The record is from RefSeq and is a predicted model, not a curated record. Bases 1 to 1554 code for a protein of 517 amino acids. NCBI's taxonomy places the organism in Eukaryota, Fungi, Ascomycota, Leotiomycetes, Helotiales, Mollisiaceae. Gene Ontology annotation, molecular function: iron ion binding; monooxygenase activity; heme binding.
AUGACGAUUCUUCAAGUCUUGGGGACUACAUUGAUUUUGGCUUCGUUGCUGACCAUUGUGGAAGGUCUUCGUCGAAUCUUCUUCCACCCUCUGGCACAUAUACCAGGACCAAAACUUGCAGCUUUGACUUGGUGGUAUGAGUUCUAUUUCGAUGUCAUUCACCAAGGUCGAUAUGUAUUCCAGAUCCAAGAACUACACAAAAAAUACGGGCCAAUCAUACGUGUCACACCAGACGAAAUCCACGUCAACGAUGUUGGAUUUCUAGAUACAGUGUAUGCUCCGUCAAUGUCUUAUAGAGACAAGUAUGAAUAUCAGUUGAGGACUUUACGAGUUUCUGGAGGUGUGGGUACGACGGUGAGCCACGAAAUGCACAGGAAGCGGCGUGAAGCUUUGAGUCCCUUCUUCAGCAGACGCAAUGUCCUGUACCUUGAACCUUUGAUCACUCGAAAGGUUGAACAAUUGUGCCAGGUGAUUGGGAAGCAUGCAGUGGAAAAGAUACCAGCAAAUCUGUCCGAUUUAUUCUUCGCGUUCUCCAAUGAUGUAGUCACAAAUUUCUUGUUCGCUCAUCAAUCGGAUCUUUUGUCAGAUGAGGGAAAAGUUGCUACACUACGCGAGAAUAGUAACUCUCUUCUGAUGGGGAUAAACAUCAACAAGCACUUUCCAUGGCUACCCGAUUUCUUGGAAUCGCUUCCAUUGUCUAUAAGCAAGUCAAUCAUGCCACCUGGACUCAUCGACAUGCUUUCACUGUUUGACUUGAUGCGAGAAGAGCUGCUGAGAAUUAUGAAAGCUAAAUCUUCGAAAGUCCACGAUGAGAAGCCUCUUGGGCCAACAGGUAAAGAGUCCGUGUAUGCCUCCGUUCUUGACAGCCCGGUGCUACCUCCUUCCGAAAAGGCUCUUCUUCGUCUUGAGCAGGAAGGCGCACUGCUAGUCCUCGCCGGAGGUGAAUCGCCUGCGAAGACCCUGAAUGUGAUAUUCUGUCACUUACUCUCGAAUCUUGCCAUUCUUAGUAGACUUCGUACUGAGCUCGCGACUACUUCAGAUGACGCAUCUUGGAAUAGACUCGAGCAACUGCCUUAUCUGUCAGCAGUGAUCGAGGAAGGCAAUAGACUUUCGUUUGGUGUCACUGCUAGGGCAGCACGUAUUGCCCAAGACACACUGACUUACAAACCGUCCCAGUACGUCACAUUUCCUGUCAAAGCAGGGACAUCAUAUACUAUCCCUCCUGGAACUCCAAUUAGCAUCACAACUCUGAGCUCACAAACGGCGGAAACUGUGUUCCCUGACCCUUUCGCAUUUUAUCCAGGUCGUUGGCUCGGCGAGGAAGGCCGUGAACGCCGGAAGUUCCAGAUGGCGUUUGGAAAGGGAGGACGCAAAUGCUUGGGAAUCGAACUUGCACGAGCUGAAUUGUAUUUGGUUGUAUUUGCACUGAUCAAGAAGUUCGACAUGACCUUGUGGCAGACGGACGAGAGUGAUGUGGCAUUCGUGCAUGAUUUCCAGGUCGCCAUGCCGAAAAUGGAAUCAAAGGGGGUUAGAGUUAUGGCUGAGCUCAUCUGAGCUUUCAAUGUGAUCGAUAUAUCGGGAGUGGAAAGAAAGGCUAUGAACGAUGAUAUCUAUUGAGUGGUUGGCUUCGUAAAGGCGUGCUGACAGUAACAUGAUUGAGGCCCACGUCUAAUCACUUGACCAAACCGGGGACGAUUAUUGUGAUCCAUCAUAAGCAACACCACAGGAGUUG